UCGAAGAUGGCGCUUUUCUUUCGAAGACGCUUGGCUGCCCUCGACUUGGAGACGAGUGAAUCCUUUGACUGCUUCGAUGCGAUCGGGCACGGCGUGUACCAGCAGCGCCUGCUCUUUCUCAGUUUCGUCAGCUCAUUCCUCCUGCACGUCAACAUACUGUCCUUCUAUCUCAUAUCGGGAGACGUGGACCACUGGUGCCGGCCGCCGCCUGACUGGACUAUGUCCGUCGCCGCCUGGAGGAACUCAGCCAUCCCUCUGGAGGCGGACGGCAGUCCCAGCCGGUGCUCCGUCUACAAGAAUCCGGCAGACCCGAACGACACCGACGUGGUAGCUUGCGAUCACUGGGACUACGAUCCGAAGAACGAGAGAAAGACCAUCGUGAGCUCCUGGAACCUGGUAUGCCAUCGGCGGUCUCUGAUCACGGUCAUACAGCUCGUGUACAUCACCGGUUCCCUCAUGCUGCCCAGUAUUGCCGGCUACCUGGCGGACAGCGUCGGUCGCCGGCCCAUGCUCCUGAUGUUCACCGCCGCGCUCAUUGUGGGGACGUGCGGCAGCUGCUUUGCCGACACGUACGUCUUGUACGUGGUGAUCAGGUUCGUCAUCUCCGGCUGUUCGGGCGCCGCUGCCCUGGUGUCCUGCAUGCUCGCGUUCGAGGUGACCAGACACGAGUACCGAACGACGUACACUGUUGCGGUCACUCUUUCGGCCGUCUUGCUCUCUGAACUGUGGUACGACCUGGUCAGGCAACUCAGCCUCGAUAGGUUCCUGCUCCAAGCGAUCUUCUUGGCGCCCACAGUCGUUGCGCUCAGCACGUUCUGCUUCGCCGACGAGUCUAUACGAUGGCUCAUCUUUAGCAGAAACAUGGUCACGGCGGAAGCAGUCAUGCUGGCGGCCGCAAAGAUGAACAACGUUCCUCUGCCCACUACGGCCUGUCUGCUCAACAAGCUGAAGGCGGAGGCGCUCAAAAGUGAGGAGCAUCUCAAAACGCUGCCGAUAAACGGCGAAAACUCAUGGGCGAAUUACAUACCUACUCGAGCGCUCUUCAUGUUCCUCGCAUAUUUCUCCGCAACAUUCACGUACAUGGUGCUGCUCCAGUCGUCCUUGAAGACUCCCGACUCGUGGGCCCGUUGGCUGUCGUUACCCAGCCACAUGCUGACGACUCUGCUCGCAUACACACUCAUAGGUCGGGUAAGGCCCCUGGAGCUGCUCAUACGAAGCUGCGGUCUCCUCGGCGGCCUCGUCUGCCUACUCAGCGUGACCAUUGGGGGCCCGAUAGCGGUGCUCGCGCAGCUGUUCUUCGUCCCAGCCGAGGCCUUCGCACUGGCGGUCAAUGUCUUGGCAGGUGUCUGUGUGUGCGAGGUGUUCCCUACUCCCGUACGUGGCACUGCAUUGGGCUGGUCCUUCGGCAUCGGCCGAGUCGGAGGCGUCUGCGCCACGUUCGCGUCAGCGCUGAGGAACGCCGGUCGUGAGGAUGCCGCGUUGGCCAUGGCGGCUUGCAUGAUGUUCCUCUCGCUGGUGGCGCUCAUCCACAUGCCGGGAAAAAACACGGGCCCCACGAUCAACCUACGGAGGGUCUCCGCCACUGGCGCCCAGACCGUGGAUCACAUGAAAAUGACGCUGGAGCCCCUAGCUUACCGGAAGGACUAUAGGAGACGAGCCAGCUGUGACAGUAGGAGGUCCAACAUUUCGCUCUCCUCUCGAAAGCGCAGUGACAUUUAGGAAUCUUAAUGCGCACUCAACUCAUUGCUAUCGUAAUAGUACUGUAUGUCUCUGCUGUUGUAAUGAUUUCUCGCUCAGAAUGUAAUGAUAAUAAUAUUUGUACUUGACUCGUGCCGUUGUUCGAGCAAGCGCCUCUCUGAUUUGUGUGCCUACAUCCCGGCGGGUAGCGAUCCCGCAAUAGUAGAGCUACACUUUCUACCCCCGUCUGUCGCUAUUUUAGCAAUAAACGCUGCGUUUAUAUUCGUCGUAGAAGUUGUUUCUACCUAAUGCUCCGUUGCUCAUCCUUGUUUUCCGGUCUCCGUCUGUGUCUUUCUUUUUAGCGCUGCCACCAUUUCAAAUUUGUUCCAACAGGCCCAAUUUGCCACGUUAUUCACUGCUCCUCUACGCUUCAAUGCCGCCGGGUUAUGUUGUUGAGGCUACUCCGGAAAACUUCGCUGCUAUGGUGAAAGCACGUUGCUGAGCUGCUACGAAGACGCAAUGAGUACAGAAAGCAGGACAUAAUAAUGAAGUUUUAAGGAAAACAUCUGGCAGAACCCAUCUCAC
Molecule: messenger RNA, 2262 nt
Organism: Dermacentor albipictus
Lineage: Eukaryota; Metazoa; Arthropoda; Arachnida; Ixodida; Ixodidae
Source: RefSeq, a predicted model, not a curated record